AUGGAAAGACUAAUUUCUAAUUUAAAUGCACAAAAAGAAGAACUGGGUCAAUGCCUCCAUGGUCACAUUGUUCUGGUACUGGUUUCCGGUUCGGGGUCUAAAGUGAGAACCAUCUUCAUUGCUUUUCUUUUCACUUCAACUUUUCUCUUCAUUCUCUCGACUGCUCUCAAGGAGGGACAAACAUGUGUGGUAGACAGAAAUUGCAACUCAGGUCUACACUGUGAAACUUGUGUAGCAAAUGGAAAUUUAAGGCCACGAUGCACCAGAAUCCAACCUAUAAUUCCUACCUCAAAGGUUAAGGGAUUGCCGUUUAAUCAGUAUACGUGGCUAACAACCCACAAUUCGUUUGCCAAGUUGGGAGAUAGGUCUGCAACUGGAUCCAUUAUUCUAGCUCCCCCGAAUCAGCAAGACACGGUUACUAGUCAGCUUAAUAAUGGCAUUAGAGGAUUAAUGCUUGAUAUGUAUGACUUCCAGAAUGACAUCUGGUUGUGUCACUCCUUUGGAGGAAACUGCUACAACUUUACAGCUUUUCAACCAGCCAUUAAUGUUCUCAAAGAGAUUCAAGCAUUUCUCGAAGCCAACCCAUCAGAAAUCGUCACCAUUAUCAUUGAGGACUACGUUACAUCACCAAAAGGCUUGACUAAAGUGUUUGAUGCUGCUGGCCUUAGGAAAUAUUGGUUUCCUGUAUCUCGGAUGCCAAAAAAUGGGGGCAAGUGGCCGACAGUUGAUGAUAUGGUCCAGAAGAAUCAGCGUUUAGUGGUUUUCACUUCCAAGUCUGCCAAGGAGGCCUCUGAAGGAAUUGCCUAUGAAUGGAGAUAUGUUGUAGAAAACCAAUAUGGAGACGGUGGAAUGAUAGCUGGUUCAUGCCCAAACCGUGCAGAAUCACCUGCCUUGAACACAACAACAAGGUCACUAGUUUUAGUAAAUCAUUUUCCUGACAGGCCAGAUGUAACACAAGCCUGCAAGCACAAUUCUGCUCCCUUGAUGGAUAUGAUGAACACAUGUUAUCAGGCUGCAGGUAAACGGUGGCCUAACUUCAUUGCAGUUGAUUUUUAUAAGAGGAGUGAUGGUGGGGGAGCCCCAGCUGCCGUAGAUGUCUCAAAUGGUCGUCUAGUUUGUGGAUGCGGAAACAUUGCCAAUUGCAAGCCAAAUAUGACCUUUGGUGUAUGUAACCUACCUGAGCCUAGAAUUGCCCCAGCCCCGGGAACUGUAGCACAUGAUUCCAGCUUUGCAAAUUUUGAUAAAAAACCAGUUCAAGGCGGUGCAGUGGAGUUUGACAUAAACUCUGCGAUUGUCCUCUCAAGAUUAUCUGCCUUGUUCCUCUGCUUAGGUAACCUAUUUGGACCCAAGAAUGAAAAGGGGGAUUUGAAUUUAUGGGCUACCAUCGACUAG
This is a messenger RNA of Dovyalis caffra, 1392 nucleotides long. The record is from the annotation of a GenBank genome assembly. NCBI's taxonomy places the organism in Eukaryota, Viridiplantae, Streptophyta, Magnoliopsida, Malpighiales, Salicaceae.